CCGACAUUUAAUUUUCGGUGCCCUCCGACCUGCUUUUAAACAAUUUAAAUUUAUAUGGAUAUCAAAAUUAUUAAUAGUAGUACUCCUAAUAAAAAUAGACCAUGAAAUAAACAUUUUGUUUUGUUUUUGUAUUUAAAAUAAAAAAAAAUAGAAGUGUGAAAUUACAGUCGACGGAUCCUCAUCUCUUCCUUAACACCUCCAUUUUUGCUGUUCUCAAACCCUAGUUUUUUCUCUCCUCUACGCAACCCUAUCCCAUCUCAUCCAACGAACAAUCGGUCAAACCCUAAUUUCUUCUUUCCCUUAUAAUCGUCGGAAAUCCAUCUACACGAUUUCUCCGUUUAUGUAAUUGGUGUAUGAUGUUACACUUGGUAAUGCUUUAGCAUUGUGUCAAUGGCUGCUGAUCAACGUAAAAGACGAUUGAGCUCUACUACCACUUCUUAUGUUUAUGGAUAUCAAGAGCAAUUUAAAGCCAAAAAAAGGGAUUUGAGAUCGCAUAAAUACGAUUUUAAUUUUAAUACUCAUGUUUCUCUUAAAUGGGAUGAUAAUGGUAAACGAGUUGUCGCCAAAGAUGAUCAAAUUGGGAUAUCUUGGAGACAUUUGUCUCCUUUUGUGCCUUCUGCUCCUUGUAGUAAUGCUAAGUUGGCCGAUGUCGUUACUGUUCCCAGGGAAAUCUUUGAGUUGAAUGAUUUAUCCCAAAUUCUUUCUUAUGAGGUUUGGCAGUCUAUUUUAACAGAGAAGGAGAGGAAUGUUCUUACACAGUUUCUUCCUCCUGGAGUAGAAGCUGAUGAAGCUGUGCGAGCUCUGCUUUCUGGUGACAACUUUUUUUUUGGGAGCCCUUUUUUGAAGUGGGGGUCUUUACUUUGUUCUGGUGGUCUUCACCCGGAUGCGAUUCUUCAACACGAGAAAUCGUUCAAGACAGAUAAAAAAGCCUACUAUUCUGAGCUACAACAAUACCAUGACAGCAUGAUAGGAAGUUUGCAGAACUUGAAGCAGACAUGUGCAAGUUCAAAUGAUCUUGAAUCUGAAAUUCGACAAUAUAUGUCAAGCAGGUCAAAAAGGCACGAGCAAACCAUUCUGCCUGAUGCAAACGAGCAUAGAGCUCACAAAUCUGUGGAUAACGUUGCUGUUGCGUCUGAAUCUCUGUCUCCGCUAGCAGAUGAGAAGUUGUAUUAUAGUGACAACCAAAAGCUAUCUGCCAUUAGAGAUGCUGGAAUCCAGAAGAGGACACGGAAUCAGGAUCUUCUAAAGGAGAAACAUGAGAAGUCAUUAACACCGUCUAAUGGCCUUAAGGUUUUGCCAAGAUCUAAGAAAGCAGAAAAGAUGCAAAAACUCAACCAGACACCAAAUGAUGGUGCCAAGUAUAUGUCUUAUGUUAAGAUUAGCAAGAAGCAGCAUGACCUUGUAAAGAAUAUGAGGCAGUCAGGCUCGAGUAUUCAAUCUAGGGCUCUUAAUCGUUUGCUUGGUAGUCUUGAUAGUUCUAAUUUUAAACCAUAUGAGAUGUUUGUGGAAGAAGAGCAAAAAAGGAUCCACGAGUACUGGAUAAAUCUGACAAAGGACAUUCCAACUGCUUAUAAAAACUGGAGAAACCUGCAAUCAGUGAAGAGGAUAAUGAUGGAUUCUUUAUGUAACGAAUUGGAAGAGAAACUAAGUGUUCAGCUGAAGGUUGAUGGUUUGGUUAACUCUUGUGAUGCGGAACCAUCACCUGCUUGUGAUGAGAAUGAAGAGGAAUCUUCUCAAGAACCUUCAGAAGACCACCAAAAUGAUGAUUCUUGUAAUCACGAUUCUAUUUCAGAUAAUGACGAGGAAAAAUCUGAUUCCAAUUGUUUCAAGAACGAGUCUCCUUUACAUAAUCCUCCUUUAAAUGUCAAUGAAGAGAUUGAUCUGUCCUCUAUGGAGAUUCAAUCAUUGAAAAAUCCUAUUGCAAAUGUCAAUGAAGAGUUUGAUCCACCCUCUUCUAUGGAGACUCUAUCAUUGCAGAGCCGUCCUCUAAGUGUCAAUGAAGAGUUCGAUGCAACCUCUCCUAUAGAGACUCAGUCCUUGCAUGAUAAUCCUUUAUCAAAUAUUGAUGAACAGUUUGAUCCCUCUGCUUCCAUGGCAAAUCCUUCUCUGAAUGCCAAUAAACAGUCUGAUGCAUCUGUCUCCAUGGAGGAUCAGUCUUUGCAUCAUCUUCCUCUAAAUGUCCACGAGGAGCUUGAUCCAUCCUGUAUGGGGAAUCAAUCUUUGCAGAAUUCUCCCUUAAACGUCAACGAGAGUUUUGAUACACCAUCAGUAGAUGAUAAAUCUUCAACGGGUGAUCCUAUCAUUGAUGAUAGUGAGAAUUAUACUCGGAUGGAUUUAAAUGCAGAAAAUAAUGCUGUUACAACCGGAAUGAGUGAAACAUGUUCCUUGCCCAGCCAGGAUGUUGCACAAACACCUGAAGCUUCCAUUGGUAUUUCGUACUCUGAAACUCAUAUUUCAGCUCCUCCUAAUGCUGUAGAAAUGCCUAGCACGUCAUCGCUUAAGAACAUGUGGUCAUCAAUUGGAUUUCCUGAAUCUUAUCAUUCUCAUCCGACUACUUUGCAUACCACUUCUGGUGCACUCUGUCUUAUACAACCACAAGCAGUCACAGGUCAGCCAGCCCAUUUAAUUGAUCUGGAGUCUAAUAUGCCUGAAGAGGACACAACAAAAGAUCUUUUGAACAGGCAUACCAGCCAACUACCUUUCUACGAUCGCUAUCCACCCAAUAGAGACAGUAAUGAGUUCCAUCCAGGACCUGAGUUUCAUCAGCAACAAAAAAAUCCAGGACCUGAGUUCCAUCCAACUGCUGCACUCUUGCAGUCUGCCAAUCAGUUCCCUAGCCAUUUCCGAGAGCAGUUACAGCCCCCACCAUUCACAUUGGAUCAUCACAGACAAAAAGCACAGAGCGAGAUAUUUAUGCAUCAGAACACUCAAGAUGGAAUUUACUCUGACAACAAUCGGUAUUCAAUUCAAGGUUCAGACCACUAUCCAUCCCUGAAUGUUAGAGACUGGAGUAAUGCUCGGGUAUCUAAUACUCUCCUGCCUUCUCAAUUGAACUCUGGGGAACUGUUGAACCAUAAUUGGUAUCCCACUGAAAACAGAGCUCAUGGUGGUUGGUCCUCAUCGGAGCCUCCAAUUUUCCCUUCCCCGAGUAUUGGAAGUAGCAAUGGUGGUGAUCAAACCCUUUAUAGCGUUCUUUCACAAUGCAAUUUACGUUCUCGGAGACCCUACAGCCCUGUAGGCUCCACUGAACAGAUUAUUCCUCAGACAAAUUAUGGACAAGAAAUGGUUGGAGGAAUUCCCAUGAUCACCAAUACUUUGCCGCCAUCUGUUUCUCCAUUUAAUUACUUGAGUGGUGGUGAAGCUUCGACGACUAUGAAGAAUCCCAACAUGGGGUGGUUACGUGAUCCUUCAGGAAAGCCUUUCCUAUAAUCUUGGGACCAAUGAAGGGGUCUUCGCCUUAUUAUGGACUUCACGUUGGAAGUUGAAGCUGAACGUUGAAAUCAUAAAAGCGAGAAUGGCAAAUGAAGUUGUGGCCAAUCUCAAGGAGAGGUAUGAUCAUAGGCCUGCUGUACAUACCUAUACGACAGCUGAUACCGACACCCAUGUAUAUAGCUAGUUGGUAGUAGUAGUAGGUAUCCGAAGAUCUUGGAAUGCUAAAGUUUCGGAGAAAAUAUGUCGCAAUAGGUUGUUUCUUGUGUUAUUAGCAUUAUAAUAACUAUUUAUCUGAGUUUUCAUUGUUGGAACCUCGUCCUUUUUGAUGGUUAGAGGUCUAUUUUGCAUAAGCCUGGGAUCGGGGCGGUCAGCCGGUCACAUUUGUCGUUAGUUCUGUAAGUUGUAACAUGGCAUUCCAGUUCUCAUAAUAAAUUUUUACCCUCGCAAGGUGAGGUCCAUCUUA
Molecule: messenger RNA, 3895 nt
Organism: Amaranthus tricolor (Joseph's coat)
Lineage: Eukaryota; Viridiplantae; Streptophyta; Magnoliopsida; Caryophyllales; Amaranthaceae
Exons: 10
Coding region: 391-3429 (1012 amino acids)
Cellular component (GO): Ino80 complex
Source: RefSeq, a predicted model, not a curated record